Messenger RNA from Lactuca saligna, 2761 nucleotides. The record is from the annotation of a GenBank genome assembly. Lineage: Eukaryota; Viridiplantae; Streptophyta; Magnoliopsida; Asterales; Asteraceae.
AUGAUUGCUUGUCUUACAAGGGAAAAUACCUUUUUGAUUCUUUAUCAAUACAAGAAUUCAAAUUCAAAGGGUUCUAAAUUUCAGGAAAAGAAAACACGGAUUUUGUUUGAUAAAAUCAUAUAUAAUAUAAUGGCAAAGAGAUCAAAACAACGUGGUGGUAGGCAAAAGAAAGACCAGUCAGGAUGUAUGUGGGGAUUAAUGAGUAUGUUUGACUUUCGACAUGGUCGGGCUACAAAAAGGCUUCUUUCAGAUCGCAAAAGAUACACACCGACUCCCACUGAUACUACUCAUGAUUCUCCAUACCUUACACCUGAAGUGAGUUUGUCCACAAAUUCUGAAGAGUUGCAUCAAAGCAUCGAGAAACCUGGAUUUGAUCUCAUGAGGACAAGAGUGAAGGAACUUAUUAAAGAAGAGAUGUUCAUGGACCAAGAUUCAAAGAAGCAAAAUGACAUCAACAAGUUAGAAAAGCACAAACCCAAGCAUACAGAAAAAAUAUUAAAAGAAUCUCAUAAUCAAGAAAUCUCAAUCACUCAUCAAGUUUCCACUCAAAAAACCUCACAGUAUCAAGAUCUCGAAGCUCUCGUGAAAGAGAUCUUGCUGAUUUACCAAAAAAAGAACGAACAGAAUGGCGAUCCAGACACAGGGGCAAAACGGUCUUUUCCUAUUGUCGAAGAAAAGCUUGUUGCGGCCAUUGAGACAUUGCUUAAUGAAAACGGUGGCCACAAGAAGUUUCACCAUUCGAGGGAGAUGUUUCAGAUGUUGAGUUCCAAUAAAGAAAUGUUAUUCAAACUCAUUCAAGAUCAAAACUCCAUUUUACUAAACGAAGACCAAAAGUCAAAGUCAAAGUCAAAGGUGAUUUCGGGCCUGAAGUUUCCGGAGACCGAGCUAACUGAUCGAGAAACGGAGGAGCCCGUGACCCAUAAACACCGCAAGUUUUUCAGAAGAAGGAGCAAGUCCGUAGAUAAUAUACCCAUGAACGAAAAGGGUAAAAUCGUCAUUUUGAAGCCGGGUUCCCCAGAAAAUCAAAUAGGGAAUGAAAAUUCUUCACAGUUUUCUUUCAUGGAGAUUAAAAGACGACUUAAAAAUGCGAUGGGGAAGGAGCAAAGAACACCGGGGAAAACAGUUGAUGGACAUGGUGGAUGGAGUUCUCCAAAUAGAAAUCAUUUUUAUACGGAAAGAUUCACUAAUUUUCAUUCAUGGAGGUCAAAAGACGAUUUAGCCCAUGGAAGGGUUUCGAAAUUACGAGAAUCCGAAAUGAAAGAUGAGGAUAUGAAUCAUCGGAUAUCUAAUAUUUAUGUUGAGGCUAAGAAACAUUUAUCAGAGAUGCUGACAAGUGGAGAUGAAGAUGCCGAUUUGAUGAUGAGAAGCUUACCUAAAAGCCUUGGCAGGAUUUUGUCUCUUCGAGAGUACAACUCUCUUUCUCCAGGUACAAGUCCUAGAGCACAAGAUAUUCGUUUGGUCAACAAAAGUCAACCUUCUACGGACAACAACAAUCAUGAAGAAAAUAUAACUUCUGAAGAGGGUCAAGUGAUUGUAGCAUUGGAAUCUUGUGAUAAAGAACACGAAGAAGACCAAACAGAAGGUGUAGAUGUUUUGUGUGAAUCGCACGGGUCUAUAAAUGGCAUAGAGGACAACCACAAUGCAGUGAUUCCGGAUUGUUCUAAUGAAGAAAGCUCUUCAGACAGUUUAAAACAGGAUUUACACGAUGAUAACGACUCAUCAUCUUGUGGACCACAUAUAAUAGAGCCUACGGUAGCCAACAAGACAGAAGAACACGAGAUUACUCCCUCUGAUAAAGCCGGGAAACCGAGUCCUAUUUCCGUUCUCGACCCGUUAUUCUCAGAUGACGACGUCAGCCCCGCAAGAACCGUUUCUCGACCCGUCGAACCUGCGAUUCAACCACUGCGUAUCCAAUUUGAUGAUGGACCUGUUUCCCGUUCUGAAGAUCAACAAAUACGAAUCACAAAUUCUGAGGAUAGUGAGGAAUCUGCGUUUGAAUACAUUGAAGCUGUGCUCCUUUCAUCUGACCUAAACUGGACUGAUUUUGAAAAAAGGUGGCUUUCGGGUACACAGAUCCUCGAUCCAUCUAUAUUCGAGGAAGUGGAAACGUUUUCGGGUCGGGCCCAAUAUGAUCAACGACUUCUAUUUGAUUCGACCAAUGAAGUUCUUGAAGAGGUAUGCGAUCAUUUUAUUCCCGAAUCAUUGUUCAUCAAAAAGGCCGUUUGGCCCGUUCCUAAAGGAAUGGAUCUAAUAAACGAGGUUUGGAGAAGAAUCGAAUCACGUCUUUGUAAGGUUUACCCUCGAGAUUUAGACAAGCUUGUGAGAAACGAAUUGGGAACAUCAAAAAUGUGGUUGGAUUUGGACAAUUUUCGAUCCGAGUCUCGGGAAAUAGUUGUCAAGAUCGAAGAAUCAAUCUUUGAAGAAACAAUGGAUGAUACCCUUUUGAGUUUAUUUGACAGAACGAAUGAUGGUUUAUCUUGUUCAUGAAAAGACCCUGAUUUUGGGAUUGGAAGAUGGUGUUCUUGUUUUCUUGAUUAGAGAGGAUUUUAGGGUUUGGUUAAUGUGUGUUUCAAUGUUGUGUGUUUCUGUUAUUUUUUUUUUUCACAUAGUUACAAAGAUACAUGAACAUGGAGGUUAGUUUGUAACUACAUAUAUAAUCAUAUAAAUAGGUGGUGGUUUGUAGUAUUUUGUAUUCGAUAACAAUCAUAUAUUACAAAUAAAUUCAUUUAUGAUAAGUUGUUUUACAUUAUAAAGAUCAGUG